Tyto alba (common barn owl) is the source of this 2273-nucleotide messenger RNA. Its product is annotated as cathepsin E. The transcript is spliced from 9 exons. Bases 494 to 1741 code for a protein of 415 amino acids. NCBI's taxonomy places the organism in Eukaryota, Metazoa, Chordata, Aves, Strigiformes, Tytonidae. Gene Ontology annotation, molecular function: aspartic-type endopeptidase activity. The record is from RefSeq and is a predicted model, not a curated record. Gene Ontology annotation, biological process: proteolysis.
GGGAAUUAAAGUCCAGUUGCCAGGGGAUGACUUGUCGCAAACCUAUCAAGUGUCUGUCUGCUCAGCCCUGCUGAAAUGUCUCCAUGUAAAAGGGAAAUUAUUACCUAUUAUGUCCCCUUUCUCUGUGUUGGACACUUUUGGGCCACUUGUCACUAAAGCCAGAUUGAAAAACAGCUUACUCAGAGGGAACCCAGCAAGUCCUCGGACUGCCUCCUUUAUCCUGUGCUAAUGGGAGCCAAGCUCAUCUCAUGUAUUGUAUUUAGGUAAAAGACAUUAAGGAUUGUUAGUACAAUGUCUGUCUGGUGUAGACUGUGCCCUGGUUAUCUGUGCCUUAGUGUCUCCACCGCACACCACUAUUUGCACAAUCCAGCGGUUACUCUGAGAGCAAAUGAAUCGGUUUUCUGCCAAAGCACUGACCUCCUGUGAUUGAUUGACCUGGCGAACAGCCCUCUGCUGACAACGAGGUAUAAAAAAGGGACUUCUGAGUAAAUGAAUGACAGUAGAUUCCAAACUGCUUGGAGCCAUGAGGGUGAUACUGCUGGCUGUGGUUUACAUCCCGUUCACCGUGGCUGUGGAACGAAUCCCCCUUGUUCGAUUCAAAUCUAUCAAGAAACAGCUGAAGGAAAAGGGAGAACUAGAAGAAUUUUGGAGGAAUCACAACCCUGACGUUUUUGCCCGGAGGUACCUGCAUUGCUUCCCUGCAGAUAUUGCCUUAUCAGUAGGAACCACUUCAGAAAUGCUGUAUGAUUACAUGAAUGCGCAGUACUACGGAGUUGUGAGCGUUGGCACGCCGCCCCAGAGGUUCACCGUCGUGUUUGACACCGGCUCCUCCAAUUUUUGGGUCCCUUCUGCUUAUUGCAUCAGCGAAGCAUGCAGGGUGCACCAGAAAUUUAAGUCUUUUCUCUCGGACUCGUACGAGCACGGUGGGGAAGCCUUCUCCUUGCAGUACGGCACGGGACAGCUUCUGGGCAUUGCUGGCAAAGACACGCUGCAGAUAAGUAACAUCUCCAUCAAGGGACAGGACUUUGGUGAGUCGGUGUUUGAGCCAGGAACAACCUUUGCCUUUGCCCACUUUGAUGGUGUGCUGGGCUUGGGCUACCCCUCCUUAGCAGUGGGCAAUGCUCUGCCCGUGUUCGACAGCAUCAUGAACCAGCAGCUGGUAGAGGAGCCGGUCUUCUCUUUUUAUCUGAAAAGAGGAGAUGACACCGAGAAUGGUGGUGAGUUGAUUCUGGGGGGGAUAGACCAUUCUCUCUACAAAGGUUCAAUCCACUGGGUCCCAGUCACCGAGAAAAGCUACUGGCAAAUACACCUGAACAACAUAAAGAUCCAGGGCCGGGUGGCAUUUUGCUCCCACGGCUGUGAAGCCAUCGUUGACUCAGGCACCUCUCUUAUCACCGGCCCCUCUUCACAAAUCAGGAGAUUACAGGAGUAUAUUGGGUCAAGUCCAUCGCAUACUGGAGAGUUUCUCAUAGACUGCAGAAGACUGUCCAGCUUGCCUCACAUAAGCUUCACGAUCGGACACCGCGAGUACAAGCUGACACCAGAGCAAUACAUCAUAAUGGAGUCUAUUGAAGACCAAACCUUCUGCAUGAGCGGCUUUCAGUCUCUUGACAUCACCACUCGCGCCGGCCCGCUCUGGAUUUUAGGAGAUGUCUUUAUGUCUGCAUUUUACUGCAUUUUUGACCGUGGGAAUGACAGAGUGGGAUUUGCAAAAGCUGUUCAUAGAAAGGAUUCCUACUGAGUUGUGAUAAUGUUUAUUGUGCCUUAACCUGAAUCUUAAUGUAAUGGUCUUUAACACAUGUGUGAAGAAGGGCUUUAACUGAAACUCUGGACCUAAAUGCAGUUGUGUUGACCCCUUCAGGUUUUAAGGGUUUUGAGGUGAUCCUUGUCCCAAAUUAUACAGUUUGGUUCAAUUUCUGUAUGUUUACAACUGAGAAACAUUUUUUUCCGAACAACUGAUGGACACCGCAGCUUUCGGGAUGAAACAGAAACAGCUCAGCACUCAGUUUUGCAAAAAAGAGAAGGGAGAAUAAAAAUUCUGAACAGUGCGAGGCUGAGAAGAUAGCAGUUACGAGUGGGGGAAACUAGUCCCUGUCUGGCCUGGGUAUCCUUUUUUCUUCCUGAGUGCUAGUUUCCACCUCACUUUCUGUUGACUUCCUUUUCCUCAUUAUUUUCCAUGAUUGGGGUUUUGUCCAACCUCAUUUCCUCAUUGCCACAUAAAUUCUCUUUAUAUGGGCUUGCUCCAACCAAUUUAUAUAAAGAGGAAUGUGACC